Messenger RNA from Hyaloscypha bicolor E, 2655 nucleotides. RefSeq lists its product as uncharacterized. The record is from RefSeq and is a predicted model, not a curated record. NCBI's taxonomy places the organism in Eukaryota, Fungi, Ascomycota, Leotiomycetes, Helotiales, Hyaloscyphaceae. The transcript has 3 exons. Bases 229 to 2304 code for a protein of 691 amino acids.
UUACAAAACUCAACAUCAACUGUAUCGGAUGGUCACCAUCCUCUUUAAACAUCAGGACUCGGCCGUUCUUGACGUUUCUUACUUGAUAUCGAUUCAAGUCCCUAGCCUUUUCCCUGGGCUGCUUCUUCUCAGCUUCAACCUCGACCUCGCUUUGCGGGGCGACCCCUCCCCAUCGCCUUCACACACCGAUCCCGACACCAUCCCAUCACCCUUUCAUCCCUCCUCAAAAUGCCACUCUCCUCCCUCCCCUCAACCUCCGGCCGCAAACCCAAACCGGACGCCAAAACCCUCAACGCGCGUCUCGCCCACACAAUUCCACACACCUCCUCCCCUCCUUACGCCCACUACUCAACCCCUCUGCACAGCUCGGUGGGCUCGUACAACUCACCCACGCCCCCCUCCUCACCACCCCGCGAAUUCACCACCCCAAUCUCCCCGCCGAUUCCCGGAGAAGGCCGCGCUCGGCUGGAACCACAUCUCCCCACCCUUCAAGCACUCGACAAAGUCUACUCCCAGAGCGAGCAUCCUGUUCUGGACGGGUGUCGGAUGAUUGGUGCUGGUGGCGUUGGGAAUCCUUGGCCUGAAGCGAAACGCCGGCUGCGAGAUGAAGAAAGGGGUGUUCAAGGUAGAAUUGGUGGUGGUGGCGGUGGUGGUGGUGGAUUGGAUGGAGGCGACGGGAGAAUGGAGGAGGAUUUUGAUGAGGGUAUCGAAGUCAGGACAAGAAAGGCGAUGAAGGUGUUGGAGGAUCAUAUUAGGGACCGCACGCCGUUUGUGCAGGCGAGUAGCAGGCGGAUGCAAGCCGUUAUGGGCGUUAGGAAUGAGUUGGCUUUUGACCUCCCAGACAUCAAACGCCCAACGGCCUACGUCCCCCUACCCACCCCACCGUCCUCUCUCGAUGCAGGCCAUUCGACCCGCACCACAGCCCGCAACCCCUCUACCUUCCACUUCAUCAACCCGCUCUCCCCGCUCAACAGCCCAUCCGUCGAUUCGCAAACUGGAAAAGGAUUGAGAGAAUGGUUUCUGAGCAAGGGCAAGGAGUUCGGGAUGCGCAAGAUGGAGUGCAGGAGUAUCUCUUUCCAUGACUUCACCCCGGAUAUGCGAAAUAAUACCUGGAGCAAUAAGUUGUUGGGUCAUUUUACUGCGGAUGGGGCGCGAGAGAGGGUGGAUUUUUAUGAAGUCGAUUUACCAACAGCAACCACUGACCCCUCAACCGGCACCCAAAUCCCAACCACCCAAACCUGGCUCUGGUUUCUCAUCUCCCGACCCCUUUUGACCAUCAACGCCAAAAACACGUCUACUCGCCCUCCCUCGCACAACAAAAUCUCGCACCCCUCGUCUGUCUCGAACUCGCCGCAAACAUGCCACACACCAAGCACUCGCCCCCCAAACUCGCCUGCUCAAUGGCCUACCCCCUCUCUGGUGCACCCCCAACCCAAUUCUAACUACACCCUUCCGCCAAACUUCCAAAUUCCAAUCCCAACAAGCUGGCUAGUCUUCGCCUGCCCCCUCGAAAACGUCACCGCGUACCCGGAAGCUCUCGACACCCAAUCCUCUUCUGGCACCUCAUCCUUCUCAUCUCGCACCAAAUUCCCCUCUUCUUCGAGAAAAGGUGGCAAGAAAAUAUACAAGAGGAGAGAUUUCGAUUUCAGCCAUAACGGCCUACCGGUUUUCGAAUUCAAUAAUACCACUGGUGGGAUGUUCAACGGAGAUGAUGGGAGCGAGCUGCCGCCAUUCCUGGAAGUCGGCGGGAUUGGCCCGUUCUAUUCAGGCGACGAGCAUGAAAGCUUAUCCGAUGCCGACCGCGAGGCGAAAAUCAAGCAAUCCGGAGAGAACGAGAAAUACUGGCUCGGCCCGGAGCAAGGCGGAAAGAAGGUAGUGUCUCCGUACAAGGGACAAUGGUGGGAAGUCUUCUACGAGCAGAUUGCCGCGGACGCUGCGCGCUGGGAGGGCAUCCGUGCUGCUAUGAGUCGGGGCAAGUGCAGAGUCGUUAUUCGGUACAUGGAAUUCGCUGAAGAUACAAAUUUCGAGUCGGAUAAUCUGGCUAUGGCGAUUGGUUGCGAGGUUAAAGGCUUAUUUGGGCUUGGGAUUGGUGGUCUGGAUGCUGGAGCUUGUGGUGGUGGUGAAGAAGGCAAGAAAAUCAAAGAGCGCAUUGCUGGUAGACAGAGGUUGACGAGGAGCGAGACGAGACGAAGAAGUGGAUUGGGGUUGAUUGAGGUUAGUAGCAGUGGAGCUGCUGUUGGGAUUGGUGGUCCGGGGGCUAUGGGUGCCGGAAAGGGGAAAGGCAAGAGUGGUGGGAGGAAGUGAGCUCAGGAACGAGACGAGGACCGGCAAUGGGUGAGCAGUUGCAAGGUGGGAGUGUAUUGGUGAGAGAGUGUACGAUACUGGAUUGAUAUUUUCCGCUCCAACGAGCGGAGUGUGGCUCUUGCAAGGAGCUCUGGCUGAGAUAUUUGAGUGUUCCAGAUAUGAGGGACAGUGCGUGCUGAUGAGGGAUGGAUGGAUGGGUUGGGAAAAAAUGAACUUGCUAGAUAGGAUGAAUGGAUUCGCCCGAUUUGCACUGGAGCCACUUUAUGUUGUCAUUGUUCCUUGUGUUGUCUCGAGUGAGGAGUUUGGAAUAUUGUCCCGAGUGCGAGAAAGCAUCCAGAGCGAGACUCAUGC